Paramacrobiotus metropolitanus is the source of this 1922-nucleotide messenger RNA. Its product is annotated as RAB6A-GEF complex partner protein 2-like. Gene Ontology annotation, cellular component: Golgi membrane; Ric1-Rgp1 guanyl-nucleotide exchange factor complex. The record is from RefSeq and is a predicted model, not a curated record. Gene Ontology annotation, biological process: retrograde transport, endosome to Golgi. Lineage: Eukaryota; Metazoa; Tardigrada; Eutardigrada; Parachela; Macrobiotidae.
CAAAAAUGAAUGAAAUUCGGAUAAAAUUGUAAAUGUUGUACAAUAAUAUGACAAAAUGUGAAAUCCUGUAAUGUGCUUUGGUUUUGUUCUUUGUAAUAUUAGUAAUUAAUGAAUUGUGUUUGUUGUGCAGUACUGUUAUCUACAGAUUCCGCACCCUGUAUUGCUUUCGUUGUUUGAGCUUGGGACUUAACUGGCGGUGUUCGCACAGUUGAUAGAGCUAGACGCAAGUGUGCGCGUCUCAAAGCACUAAUAAUUUCAGUACUCUUCAGCUGUUCGUAAGUCAACAAGUGCGAUGAUCUUAUGUGGAGAGCACUCGUGGAGAUUCCCGUGACGCUCCGUGAAUUACGUGCAUGAAGCCCAAUCUGCGGGCCUCACAACAUUUUACUGGCCGCUUGUCUUUGGACUUCUGGCGCACUGUGGGCCAUGAUCGAAAUUUCUGCGCGUUUAACGCGUGGCGCUAUCUAUUUUGCUGGAGAAGUCCUGGAAUGCUGGAUCACUCUUCGCAACUCGAGCGCUGAACCUGGCGAGAAAGACGCAUCUGCAAAAGCUGGAGUUGGCCCAGGCGAGACGGCAUCCGUUGCUUUCGUUAGUGGACAGAUACACUGUCAAUGCAGUGUGGAGGAAUCCAAAGUCGUUCUCCCUGCAGAUUUCUCGCAGGCUGAUCUAGGCAAGCGAAGGGAUUCUUCGACGAAUUUGUCGGAUCAGAACACGUUUUGUUUGGUAUCCACUGUACCCAAACUUCUCGUUGGCAGCUUAUCUCUUGCUCCGGGCGAAGAAUUUAAUGUGCUUUAUUCGGAAACCAUCCCCAAAUCGGAUGUUCCGUCGUUCCGGGGGGGGAUUUUAGUGCGGUAUGCAUGGAAAUUAGCAUUCGGCUGCCAAGUGCUCGGACGCGAUACAACCGUAAUUCAUAUUCCGCUGUACAUUCUUGUUAUCAAAGAUUUGGAAAACUUGUUAAACUUGAACGAUGACCUGAGAAUGCUCGCAAUUACGGAGGACCUGGCUGAGAAUGCCUCAGCACCAAAAACAAAUGGAUCAAAUGGUGCGACAAAAGAAAACGGAAUUCAUGCUUCCUAUCCUGCUGUUACCAUCGAAGCGGCCAUGGAAAUUUUGGACAAUUUAACAAGCCGGAAAUCAUUGAAAACGUACAAUAUCGAGUCCAGUAGCGGAAAAAUAGGCAAACUGAGUCUUUCUAAGACUAAGUUUCGCCUUGGCGAGGACAUCUUGGGACGGUUCGACUUUAAAGAUCGCAGUAUUACUUGUGUUCAGUACCUUGUCAGUUUGAUCAGUGAGGAAAGCAUCAAGGAAGAACACCGCAAAUCAAAGAACAUUGCUCCAACGGAAACUAUCGCCGGCAAAGUACACGAUUUCUGUUUAUGCUUGGAGCAAACCAACUUCAUCCUACCGGUGCCUCUCCAUAUAACUCCCAGUUUCUCUUCUGAUAUAAUGGAAUUAAAAUGGAAGCUCCGGUUGGAAUUUGCCUUAUCAGGCGAGAUUUUGCAGCUGGACGUACCGGCUGUGGGCCAGGCCGAACAGAGCGUAUUGUGGCGGCCUCCGCUGCGCGUCCCGGUGGAAACAUUAGUAUGGGAUGUUCCGGUCGAAAUAUUCCCCACCGACCCAAUUCAGGUGCAGAGUGCUCAUUUGCGCGACAGUCUCGGUUCGGAUGUGAGAGUUAGACUGUAGUAUCAUGUAUGCACGUCCUUUUCACUCUAUGUGACCGAAAUUAUUAAUCUGGAUCUGUUUUGAUUUGUCAUUUGGAAGUUUUGAUUGAUUUUAUCGCCAGAUCGUUUAUUUAUUUUUCCACUCUUUUAGUGCUGUUGUGGUGCUGCUCGUUCCAGGAAACUUGUUGGUUUAUUUUUAUGCCAAGAAACGUGAAUUCGAUAGUUUUUUUUAUUACUUGAACCUAUUAAAAAGUAAUUUACCAU